Molecule: messenger RNA, 778 nt
Organism: Kickxella alabastrina
Lineage: Eukaryota; Fungi; Kickxellomycota; Kickxellomycetes; Kickxellales; Kickxellaceae
Exons: 1
Coding region: 123-767 (214 amino acids)
Biological process (GO): DNA restriction-modification system
Cellular component (GO): mitochondrion
Molecular function (GO): endonuclease activity; DNA binding
Source: RefSeq, a predicted model, not a curated record
UAGAAGUGUGGGCGAGCAAGCCCCAUGUAGCAUCACUGAUCAGUCCAGAAUUGCCAACUGUUUUUCGCUGAACCAAUCUCUUCAUUGCGCUGCUUCUCAAAAUAAAAAACCAAUUAUAUGCCAUGUUUAAAUCUAUAACGCGCUCACAAAGUCUUCAAAUGGCACAGCUGGUUCUGUCCUGGACAUCAAAACCUAGCGCCAACAUUGUGCGAAAAUCAUGGAUCUCGACUGUGGAGUCCGGCACAGCCUAUGAAAACCUCGUCGUCAGCACAUUCAACCAGCUCGGGGCCAGUCUCGAGCGCGUCGGCGGAGCAAGCGACCAAGGAAUUGAUUUCCGCGGUCUAUGGGUUCUUCCCGAGCAACCGUCCUUUUACGUUGUCGGACAGUGCAAGCAUUAUGAACGCAAGAAGAUCGGACCUUCGGUUAUUCGCGAGUGGGAGGGUGUGAUGUCGAGGCAAGAGGUGGAUACGUUGGGCGUGGUGGCUGCAUCGAGUGGGUUCACGAGGAGCGGUGUCAAUGCGGCUUUGAGCUCAGUAUUCCCAAUUGUCUUGGCCACUGUCGAUCCAAAGGGCAUCUCGGGUGCUGAUGAGGACGGCAGCAGAGGCGAUAUUCGUGGGUUCGUAUGGAACAAAGCAGCAAUGGGAUUUAUUGGGCAGAUGAUGGUCGCAAAGAAGCAUUAUGAUGUGCGGGUGGUCGACUUGGCGGACCCGGCAGAGUUUACGCUCCAGCUGCUCUGGGACGGUCGGCCUCUGCCCAUCUCGAAAUAAAACAUUUGUAG